GAGAGAGACGCGCUAAGCCGGCCGUUGCUAUGAGUGAUAUUUCCAUUGUCAGGAGGGAUGGGAGAUAUCUGUUUGUAUCAAAAGUAUCAGUCCGUAUUGCUGGUAUCAGCAUGCGCAAAUAAGAUCGAUUUUUGGUAUAAACAUUGUAUAACGCUGAUUUUGUCGCGUUUGAGAUUCCAAUUUGUACGCAAAACACUGCCAUAUGUCUCAGGUCUCCGUCAGCAGGCUUGGACAGCCAGACAAAGGGAUGGGUAUGUUACCUAGAAUAGAGCACCCCUUGUCUAGGCUAGGAAACCCGGAUACAAUGUCGGUAAGAGGCAUUAGUCGAAGUGGCAGCAGAAAUGAAAAUGAAGCCGUUCAAGAUACCUCAUCCCAAAGAGGAAUGGUGGUUAGAAGAUCUGCCCAGUCUAGAAAUGGAUCAGCAGCUCAUAAAAAGGUGUUUUCACCUGUUCCAUUAGACGCCAUACCAGAGGGCGUGAAAAUUCAGGCUGCUACAGAUCAAACCAAGCCUCGGCUUCCAGUUUUUGGAUCAAAUAGAAAUUUUAGCAGAGCAGAAUCACGAGCUAGCAAUGCCAGCCGCAUGAGCACAAUGUCACGACCGAGCACCAGAACCAGAAUUGAGAUCGACGAGCUCGAAGCCAUACUGAAAGAAAAACUCAAAGCAGGAGGAUUUUUUGCUAUCAGGCAAAUGUUCAAAAACAACGACCCAGAAGGUAGAGGGAAUGUAACUACAGAAGCUCUCUUACAUAUAAUGACAUCUGUACUUGGCCGAUUGAUUUCACCUAAGCAAUACCAUAUGCUCUUGAAACGACUCCAUUUGGACGAACGUACAGUAAUAAAAUUUGAUGAAUUUUACAGCCAAUUUCGAGAAAGUGUAUCAUCAGAAUAUCCACGCUGGCUUGAUCCAAUUGCUCGAAAACAAGUUGAGCGAUCCCAGAUGACCGCUUCACAAGUUCAUGCUCAAUUAAAAGAACAUGCCAAACAGAGAUUUUUAGAUCUGGCAGAUUUGGUUCCACAAAUGAACCCAGGUGGAUCAUCAAGUAUUAUCCAACCGGAGUUUCGCAAUGUUCUCAACAAAUUAGGAUUCUAUAUGGACGAACAAGAGUUUGAUAAGUUAUGGAAAAAAUACGACAUGGGAAAUAUUGGUGUGAUAAAUGCCCAAACUCUGCUUAAAAAGUUAGGAAUUGAGUUCAGAGAGGAAAGGAAUACGCCGCCUGAAAAGGGAGCUUUGGAUCUCAGAGAAAAGAGUCGUUCAAAGUCAACUACUCAAAAAGGAAAAUCACCGCCAUCCAGUGCUCGUUCGUUACCAAGAAGCGAGGUAGAACGAAAAACGUCUAUCAACAUAGAGCGUUGGCUCAAAGACAAAUUUAGAGAAGGCUUCAAUAGAAUGCGGUCCGAAUUCCGUAAAGCUGAUCCGGAUAAGGUGGGGACCGUAUCAAGAGAUAAUUUUAGAAGAGUUUUAGCACAGAUGGAUCUGUAUCUGCGCGAGGAUUCCGCACUCAACAUGUUUUUGGCGCGAUGUGGAUUGUCGGAAAGAGGGGACAUAAAUUACGUCCAGUUCCUGACGAAAUUUCAAGAUCGAAGUGAAGAUGGAGUUCCCCAUGCAAUUCUGUCCAACCCAGAGCACAGAUUUAAUAAAGAUCCUCGAGCAGUUACACCAAAGUCUACCGUUACAGCAGUAGAAUCAAAAUUGAUGACUUUAUUUCAGUCAAACUUCUUGGCUCUUCUUGGAAUGUUUCACAAAAUUGAUAAACACCAUCAAGACAUAAUUUCACAACAAGAAUUCAGAGCAGCCAUAGAAAGCCGAUUCCAAAUUGAAGUAUCAGAUUCUGAAUUCGAGAUGUUCAUGGAAAACGUUCCUUUAGACAAGGACGGAAAUGUUCGUUAUCCAGACUUCAUGGCCCAGUUCGAUGCCAAAAAGGGAGCCCCUAGUCUAUGGGGAGGUAAAUCAGUUGCUACUAUUGCAACUAACAAAGAGAAACAAAAACGUUCGCUACCUGCAGUCGAUAAGCAACGCUCCGUAGAAGAACUUCAUGAUAUUUUGCGAGACUUGGUGAAAAACGAUAUGAAUAAAUUAGAAACUGAAUUCAGAAAAUUAGACGAAUACAACUCGGGUAGACUCACGCAGGAAAUGAUGUACAAUCUGCUCCACAACAUGAAUAUACAGCGACCUAUGACCCGAGGUGAAAUUAGACGCUUGUGGGACACAUACAUAAUCAACAAAAACCGCACGUUCACUUUCCUGGAAUUGAUCAGGUUUUACGGUCACUCGCAAAAAUCGGCUGCCUUUCCAAAUGCUAAAAUUUCACCACCAAGACGAGGGGACAACGAUUUCAUGAUGCGAUCACGAAAGCUGAAUUGCGACGCUGACAUGCUGGAAGAUAAUUUGAGGGCAAAGGUCGACUAUAUGUGGGAAGACUUGCGAAGGGAAUUUGUCGACAUGGAUCCGUUUCACACUGGUUUCGUAUCAAGAGAAGAAUUUCGUGAUUUACUCAUAGAAUUAUGUGUGCACCUUACGAAUCACGAAGCUCAAAUGCUCUGCGACCGUUUUGACACAAAUAAGGAUGGUCGAGUUUCGUAUAUUGAAUUUCUGAAACCAUUCGCUCUGCGUAGACAAGUGUGGCGAGAAGGAAACAACAUGCUAUCGGUACUGACCCAUCCUCAGGCGGAGCUGCCCACGUCCAUGAUUCCAGGGAAACCGAUAGGUGGACUGGAAAACGUUACAUCGAAGCUGAAGCAGCAAUUAGCUGGUGACUGGCGUACGUUGCGCCGAGCUUUCAAAAAAAUGGACAUGUCAUCAGAUGGAAUGCUUACCCUUCCAGAAUUUCGUAGCGUGCUAAAACUGUGCAACGUAGUGUUGGACGAAGACGAAGUGUAUCAUGUUCUUUCUCAGUAUGACAAAGAUCUUGGAGGAAAAGUUGACUAUAAACGAUUUAUGUCUGAUACAGUUGGUAUGCGACCAGACACACGAAAAUCAAACGUUUAAAAUGAUCACAAAUUAUUGAAUAUAGAGUUUUCUGGCAACCUUAUAUUUUUGAAGCACAGGAAAAUAUCUAGUGAAAUGAAACCUUCAAUUAUUGUUUGAUAAUUUUAUGAGAAUAUAGCGACUGGCCAAAUAAUUUGAAUAUUCGAAAGCAACACGUAUUGCGGAGUAUUCGAAUCAUAUAUUUCGUAGUUUUUGACUCAGACUUACAGGUAAUUAGGCCCAAUCUUAUCGUCUUUCAACUCUUGAACGUUUUUCAGGUUUGUAGUCUUACUUAUUAAACGCACAUUAAAAAUUAUUACUUUUAGAGAAAAUCUGUCAUAUACUUGUUUUGAUAUUGGAUAAAUAGAUUUAAUUAUGUAACAACCCUCGAAGCGAUUAAGGUCAUCUCUGAUCUAUAAAAUCAGAGGAUGGCGAUAUGAGAAUGAUGGUGAGUUUCUGUGGCUUAACCCAAAUUAAUUUGCAAAAAAUCAAGCAGUUCACGUAGUUUAUUGAUUUUUAAUUAUGUAUAUUUUUAUCAUGUUGCACUUAUGUA
Molecule: messenger RNA, 3518 nt
Organism: Styela clava
Lineage: Eukaryota; Metazoa; Chordata; Ascidiacea; Stolidobranchia; Styelidae
Product: EF-hand calcium-binding domain-containing protein 6-like
Molecular function (GO): calcium ion binding
Source: RefSeq, a predicted model, not a curated record